AGAAGGUGCCGAGGGAACACCAGCCACCAACCAGGGUAUCGCCUCGGAGAGAGACAAGACUAAUGACGCAACGGGUUUACUCAAUGCAGCUCAAUAUUGUGAGGGACAGGAUAAUACUUGCAGGAUUUCCCACGUUUCCUAUGACCAAAAGCGGGCUGAGGACUCUGAAACUGACAGAUAUAACGUGACAGACACAGACCCUCUUCCCGAGUUCAGGAAAUAAGCUUCUCCGGACAGCAGGGCAGCAACCGAUGCAAACUUUUCUGAUGGCAUACAUUAUAUUACUUUUCCUACCUUGUGUUUUCAGUGCACGGGCGCGAAUAUUAGUCCCUGGAUAUGAAUCAAAAGAGCCAUGGAGGGAGAGCCGGAAAGUUCUUACUACAACAGGCAAAGAAUGUAAAUUCCCAUUUCGUCAGGGUGGAAGGAUUCACCAUCACUGCAUCACCAUUAUGUCCUCAAGACCGUGGUGCUCUCUUACUCAUAACUUUGAUCGGGACUGGCAGUGGGGCUUCUGUGCGCCGGAGAAAACUCAACCAGAUGUUUUCGUCCACACGUCUCGCAGAAUCAUGGAUCCAUGUCAGGUGAACCCGUGUCAGAAUGGGGGCGUCUGCACGCUGAUCCCACACAGACGCACAUUUGAGUGCUCCUGUCCCGAGGGCUUCUCUGGGAGACUUUGUGUGCAGAAGAAGUGCUAUGAAACCAUACACCUGCGCUAUUAUGACAUCGGAGAGUCUUGGGGACGAAUUCACCUCCGCAACGUGGAACAGUGCACAUGUGUGGCAGGGGAAAUCAAGUGUGAAAGAGUCCGCUACACAAUGUGCCGCAGGAACCCUUGUCACAACGAGGGAACAUGUCGAAGGAUCGUGACCACCGGCAAGGAGGUGUGCAACUGCAGGCGUGGCUACAGCGGACCGUACUGUAGCUUUGAGCCGGAGACAGAGUGCUAUAACAGCAGGGGCAAGAGUUACCGAGGGCUGGUGGACACCACGGUGUCUGGCGCCCGGUGUCUGCCGUGGAACUCAGACCUGCUGCAUGACGAGCUCCAUGUCGGCACGGUGGUUGCAUCGCCCCUCAGGGGCCUCGGGGAGCAUGCCUACUGCAGAAACCCAGAUGGGGACAAGAUGCCGUGGUGCUACACACUAAAUGACGGUGCCAUCUCCUGGGAGUACUGUGACAUCCCCUCCUGUGUGAUGCCUGUGUUUUCUUCUCGAAGGAUCAUCCCAUUUGAAGUCCUGCCCGCCAUUAAAAAACCUAACCCCCGCAAGCCAGCAAAAAAGCCUGUGUGUGGGAAAAAGCACAAGAAGAGGUUGUCGAUAGCUAGAGGGAGGAUAAUGGGUGGAAGCUCAGUUCUGCCAGGUACUCACCCCUGGAUGGCAGCAAUUUACAGUGAGCAGUCAGACUUCUGCGCCGGCACCCUCGUCUCCUCUUGCUGGGUCGUCUCUGCAGCACACUGCUUCUUCCGCAACCCACUGAAGUCUCAGAUUCGUGUGGUGCUCGGCCAGCAGAGGUUUAACGUAACCGAUCCCAACACCAGGACGUUCGGAGUGGAGAAGUACAUCUUUCCAAAACAGUUCUCAGUGUUUAAUCCAACACUACAUGACAUUGUUCUGAUCAAACUGAAGAAGCAGGACGGACGCUGUGUGAGGAGAACCCCGUUCAUCCAACCCAUCUGUCUCCCAGACAAAAGCAUGACGUUCCCCGAUGACUACUGUUGUACUAUCAGCGGCUGGGGACACAUUCAUGAGAAGGCAAAUGCGUACUCCAGUCUGCAGGAGGCUGGAGUGAGACUGAUUUCUCAUGACACUUGUAGGAAGCCUGAAGUCUACGGCAACCAUGUCACUGCCGACAUGAUUUGUGCAGGGCUCAACGGCUGUGUCGACGCAUGCCAGGGUGACUCCGGGGGCCCUCUGGCCUGUGCUAGGAAUGAUGUCAGCUUCCUGUAUGGGAUCAUCAGCUGGGGAGAGGGCUGCGGCCGCUCUGGAAAGCCUGGUGUUUACACUAAAGUAGUGAACUAUAUCGACUGGAUCAAUUCAGUGAUCAGACGUAAACCCAAGCCUUCAUGAAUGGAAAUGACCUGGACAUUGGCUUUAAUAUGAAAUAUUGUACUGUAUUAUAUUAUAUGUUUUUUUAUUGUAAUACUUGUGGAAGUAUAUAGAUUAUCUUUUUUAACUGUGAACCUUUUCGUAACUGAAUAAACCUUUAUUGACUU
Molecule: messenger RNA, 2209 nt
Organism: Seriola dumerili (greater amberjack)
Lineage: Eukaryota; Metazoa; Chordata; Actinopteri; Carangiformes; Carangidae
Gene: hgfac
Product: HGF activator
Exons: 14
Coding region: 252-2063 (603 amino acids)
Biological process (GO): zymogen activation; blood coagulation
Cellular component (GO): extracellular region
Molecular function (GO): serine-type endopeptidase activity
Source: RefSeq, a predicted model, not a curated record